Python bivittatus (Burmese python) is the source of this 1300-nucleotide messenger RNA. The record is from RefSeq and is a predicted model, not a curated record. Lineage: Eukaryota; Metazoa; Chordata; Lepidosauria; Squamata; Pythonidae.
AUUAGAAUUUUAUUGUAGGUAAGGGGUAUCCUCUCCGAAAGUGUGUUUUUACUUUUCUGACUGUGUGAACUAAGCUUAAUCCUUUUAAAGAGGUGUAGCUGUGUGUAAUGAGAGGGGGAGAGAGAGAGAGAGAGAAAGAAAAAAGAGCAUGUUUAUGACUGCCUUGUAGAAUAAUCACAUGGAGAAUUCUCUUCUUUCUUUCGACAGCUGGCUAAACCCUUUAUUUGUUAUUGGUCAUAAACGGAAACUAGAAGAAGAUGAUAUGUACAAAGUACUCACUGAAGAUUCCUCUAAGGUGCUUGGGGAAAGACUGCAAUGGUACUGGGAUAAGGAAGUGCAAAAGGCCGAAAAAGAAGCAAGAACACCACAUUUAACAAAAGCAAUUAUACUUUGUUACUGGAAAUCUUAUUUAGUUCUGGGUUGCUUUACAUUGGUUGAGGAAACUCUGAUACUAAUUCAGCCAAUAUUUCUUGGGAUGAUCAUUGGGUAUUUUGAAAAGAUUGGUUCUACGGGUGCUGACAAAGAUGAUUUGGCCUAUGCCUAUGCCUCUGCUGCAGCCUUAUCUGUGUGCACUUUGAUUCUGGCCAUCACUCAUCACCUGUAUUUCUAUCAUGUACAACGUGCUGGCAUGAAGCUGAGGGUAGCCAUGUGCCAUAUGAUUUAUCACAAGGCACUUCGUCUGAGCAAUGCAGCCAUGUCAAAAACUACAACAGGUCAAAUUGUAAAUCUUUUAUCAAAUGAUGUAAAUAAAUUUGAUCAGGUGACUAUUUUCUUGCAUUUCUUAUGGGCUGGACCCCUUCAGGCGAUAGCUGUAACUGUCCUUCUGUGGCUUGAGAUUGGCCCGUCCUGCCUUGCAGGAAUGGCGGUCCUCAUUAUUCUUCUUCCCUUGCAAACCUGCAUUGGCAGGCUCUUCUCAUCUCUGAGGAGCAGGACUGCAGCUUUCACAGAUGCAAGGAUCAGGACCAUGAAUGAGGUCAUAACUGGAAUGCGGAUAAUAAAGAUGUAUGCUUGGGAAAAGUCGUUUGCUGAUCUUGUGAACAACAUGAGAAGAAAGGAGAUUUCAGUGGUUCUUAAGAGUUCUUACCUUCGAGGAUUGAACUUGGCAUCCUUCUUUGUUGCCAGCAAAAUUACAGUGUUUAUGACAUUCAUGACCUAUGUGUUGCUGGGCAAUCUAAUUUCAGCAAGUCGGGUGUUUGUCGCUGUCUCUCUGUAUGGUGCAGUGAGGCUGACGGUCACCCUGUUCUUCCCGGCGGCUGUUGAAAAAGUAUCUGAAGCACUGGUCAGCGUCAGACGAAUCAAG